CAGUGCCGGUCCCGGGUCCCUCCUCCUGCUCCUCGUUCUCCUCCCGAGCGGCGGCGGCGGCGGCGGGGCCGCGCGGAGCCUCCACAGCGCUCGGCAGGGCCGCCCAGCUCGCAUCCCGCACGGAUAUGGCUCGUGGACAGCAGAAGAUUCAGUCGCAGCAGAAAAAUGCCAAAAAGCAAGCUGAGCAAAAAAAGAAACAAGGACAUGAUCAGAAGGCUGCAGCCAAGGCUGCCUUGAUAUAUACCUGCACUGUCUGUAGGACUCAAAUGCCGGAUCCCAAGACCUUCAAACAGCACUUUGAAAGCAAGCAUCCUAAGACUCCACUUCCUCCAGAACUGGCUGAUGUUCAGGCAUAAAAUUGUCUACAGGUGAAGUCAUGACACCUAUUGACUCUUCUACUGUCAGACCUUACAUAACAAACCUGCAGCUGCUUUUCUAAAACUGUUGAUCAGCAAAAAUGAAGGGGCUACAGAAACAUUCAUAUUUUUAUGCUGUUCCCUCUUGGGCUUCAUGCAAAGACAAUUCUGUGUAAAUGUACAGUUGUGCCCUAUUUGGAAAUCCUAAAAAAUCAGUCCAUACUUGUUAUAAAAAAUUUUUUACAAUUGUAAUUAUAUUGAUGUUCAUAUUGUGUAAAAUAACUCACUUAAUAAAGUAGUACUUUGAUUUUACAAUA
This is a messenger RNA of Corvus hawaiiensis (hawaiian crow), 673 nucleotides long. It is a transcript of the gene ZNF706, whose product is annotated as zinc finger protein 706. Lineage: Eukaryota; Metazoa; Chordata; Aves; Passeriformes; Corvidae. The record is from RefSeq and is a predicted model, not a curated record. Bases 126 to 356 code for a protein of 76 amino acids. The transcript has 4 exons.